GGGAAGAUAGAGAGAAUCUGUGUGGUGGUACUCAUUUUAUUUUCUUCCCUUUUUUUUAACGUUUAUGAAUAUAUUCUCUUGCCGUUUCCGUUUUUUAUUCUACAUUCUUCUUAAGGUUUCUUUUCUCAUUUAAUAUUUAUAAGGCUGUGAGUUGAAUCGGAGAGUGGUGAAAAAAAAUGGCUGAGGAGUACAAGGAGGCGUUGUUGGAGAAGCAGACGUAUCACGAGGGAUGUCCUGGAUGUAAGGUUGAGCAGAUGAAGCAGCUUCGUCGUGGAUAUCCUUAUCUUGAGCUUACCUUUGUUUGGAUCAUUGUUCUCUCCACUUCUCUGCCGAUUUCAUCUCUGUAUCCCUUCCUCUAUUACAUGAUUGAGGAUUUUGGUGUUGCAAAGACAGAGAAAGAUAUUGGGUUCUAUGCUGGAUUUAUAGCGUGCUCAUUUAUGCUUGGGAGAGCAAUGACAUCAGUUUUCUGGGGGAUUGUAGCUGAUCGUUAUGGGAGAAAACCUAUCAUACUCUUGGGAACUAUCUCCAUUGCUGUUUUCAAUGCUCUUUUUGGAUUGAGUUUAAACUUUUGGAUGGCUAUAGGCACAAGGUUUCUUCUAGGGAGCUUCAACUGUUUGCUUGGAACAAUGAAGGCAUAUGCGUCAGAGAUAUUUCGUGAUGAGUAUCAAGCAACAGCAAUGUCAGCUGUUAGUACAGCUUGGGGCAUUGGUCUAAUCAUUGGUCCAGCUCUAGGAGGCUUUUUAGCACAACCGGCAGACAAAUAUCCAAAUGUGUUCUCUAAAGAAUCCUUAUUUGGGAGGUUUCGGUAUGCGUUGCCUUGCUUUACAAUCUCAGCUUUUGCAUUGGUUGUGACAGUACUAUGUUGCUUCAUUCCGGAAACACUGCACAAUCAUAAGCAGGACAACACUUCACAUGAUGACUCAUACGAAGUACUUGAAGCUGCAGCUCGUGACUCUACUGCUUCCACAGGGAAUAAAGGCAAGGCUUCUCAAGGGUCUCUGUUGAAAAAUUGGCCACUAAUGUCAUCCAUCAUUGUUUAUUGCGUGCUGUGUCUACAUGAUACUGCAUACUCUGAGAUAUUUGCUUUAUGGGCUAACAGUCCAAAGAAAUAUGGAGGUCUGAACUACUCAACCAAUGAUGUCGGCACAGUUCUUACAAUCUCAGGUCUCGGCCUAUUCUGCUUUCAGGUCUUUGUUUAUCCUUUGGCCGAGAGACUUCUAGGACCUGUAAUGGUCACCCGUUAUGCUGGGGCACUGAUGAUACCAUUACAGAUGAGUUAUCCAUUUAUAGCUAACUUAUCAGGUCUCAGUCAAAGCUUAAUGCUGAACUGUGCAUCAAUCCUCAUCAAUGUGCUAAGUGUCUCUGCCAUAACAGGCUUGUUGAUCCUACAAAACAAAGCUGUGGAUCAGAGGCAGAGAGGAGCGGCUAAUGGAAUUGCUAUGACUGCAAUGUCUCUGUUUAAGACCGUUGGACCAGCUGGAGCUGGCAUAUUAUUUUCAUUGAGCGAGAGGAGACUGAACGCCUCAUUUCUACCAGGAUCGCAUAUGGUAUUCUUCGUCCUGAAUGUGAUAGUCCUGGUCGGUGUAGCUCUCACGUUCAAGCCAUUUCUUAAAACAUCUAGAAGGUGAAAUUUUAUUGGGAGUUGGUGAUAGGGAAAAUGUAUGGGACUCGUUGAUUCUUUAAAGUUUAGAUUGAAUAAAAAAUUAUCGAAUUUCAAUACUCUUAGGAUUUCAGUUUUUUUUUUUCUUUUGUUUUGCAUUGUCUGAUUUUGGGCCAGAAGAUUAUAGAAACAUGAGUGACAUCAUAAAGCACAUCAGUGUAAGUACAAUACUGUUCCUAUUGGAUUAUUAAAUCCAUUGCAUGGCUGAGUCGUGGUGAAGGAUCAGAUCUACCGUAUAGAUUGGCAUGAGAGACCAAUUAUUGAGAGAUCCGAUACAGAUUUGAUUUCACAUGUUUAAUUAAUUAAACCUUUUUUCGACGUCCAACAAAUGCUAAAUUACAUUAGUCAAAAUUAAUAAAUGUAAUUUAAGUAAAGAAAGUUAGCUAAUAAUAAUAUUGUUGAAAACGCGUUGGCGUCAAAUUAGAAGAAAAGAGAGUAUUUUUGUAACUUGUAAUUUUGAAAACAAAAGUAAAUGUUAAUUAAGAAAGUGGAAA
Eruca vesicaria subsp. sativa (arugula) is the source of this 2154-nucleotide messenger RNA. The record is from the annotation of a GenBank genome assembly. Lineage: Eukaryota; Viridiplantae; Streptophyta; Magnoliopsida; Brassicales; Brassicaceae.